Molecule: messenger RNA, 192 nt
Organism: Nakaseomyces glabratus
Lineage: Eukaryota; Fungi; Ascomycota; Saccharomycetes; Saccharomycetales; Saccharomycetaceae
Gene: ATP19
Product: F1F0 ATP synthase subunit k
Biological process (GO): proton motive force-driven ATP synthesis
Source: RefSeq, a predicted model, not a curated record
AUGGGUUCAGCAUAUCAAAUUCUAGGAAGAUCCUUUCAACCACACCAACUUGCUAUUGGUACUUUAUCUCUAGUUGCACUAGUGGCUAUGCCAAACCCUUUUGCUGCUAAGAAGGCCAAGGAAGUGGAAAUUCAAGCUUCUUCAAAGGAAGAAGAGAAAUUCAUCAAGGAAUACUUGGAAAAACACAAGUAA